This is a messenger RNA of Mizuhopecten yessoensis (Yesso scallop), 4237 nucleotides long. Its product is annotated as TPR repeat-containing protein DDB_G0287407-like. Gene Ontology annotation, cellular component: Cul4-RING E3 ubiquitin ligase complex. The record is from RefSeq and is a predicted model, not a curated record. Bases 143 to 3988 code for a protein of 1281 amino acids. The transcript is spliced from 27 exons. Lineage: Eukaryota; Metazoa; Mollusca; Bivalvia; Pectinida; Pectinidae. Gene Ontology annotation, molecular function: protein binding; ATP hydrolysis activity.
UUUACGUCCUGUGUUGACAGAGGUAUGGUCAGUUGGUAAGGUUUUCUUUAAACAUGCAACUUAAAGUAGACCAAAUUAUGAGAGUUCAGACGGGAACAGCGUAGUGCAUAUAUUGUUGGACGUGUACCGGUACAAAUUAACCAUGACAAAUUAUCUGAAAAAGCUCAAAGACCCGAGCACCUUGCGGAUCUUCUUCUCGUCUCCGUUUGGUGGGAUGGAGGAAGAGAGAGAAGAACUGACGCGACGGUACUUCCCUCACAUCAACCAUAUAUGUAACUCGCGAGGAGUCCAGUUCGUAGCUAUUGAUAUGAGGUGGGGCAUCACAUCCGAGUCUUCGGCAACUGCCCAGGUCAUCAAUAUAUGUCUCAAGGAGCUGGACAGGUCCGACAUGUUCAUCGGCUUCUUCGGGCAGAGGUAUGGGUGGCAUGGAGCUGACGACACUUCCCUCCAGAAAAACUUUGACAAUGCUGCCGGCUCCUAUCCAUGGGUGUCCACAUUUCGUGACAGGAGUGUCACAGAGUUAGAGUUUCUACAUGGCCAUCUCAAUAAUCCAGGAGCUCUCCCAGCAUUCCUCUGUUUUAGGGACAAGGAUUAUGAUUCUAAAAUCUGUGAGGAGGCAAAGACGAAAGAUGACAAGAAGAUGGUGUUUAAGUAUUCACCCGAGAGUGAUCAUGCAGCAGAAUUAAUGGAUGAUCUCAAACGAAGGUGUAUGGACACAGAAAGUUUGUCCUUGGGUGUCAAUUUGUGUUACAAGAAUCCCAAAGAGGGUGCAGAGCUUAUAUUUAAUGCAAUACACAAGCACUUGACCAAGCACCUGAUGAUAAGCAGUGUCCAUGUAGUACAGGAGGAUCGUAGUACACUGGCAAGGUCCCUCCAUGGUGCCUUUCUGGCCAACAAGGUCAAGCUGUAUGAAGGUGGCGACCAAUAUAUCACACAGCUCACAAAGAAUAUUGAUGCAGAGCCCCCUGUAUCCUACCUGAUCACUGGACCUGCUGGCUGUGGUAAGUCUGCCCUGAUCUGUAACUGGUUACACAGUCUGACACAGAACCCCACCUACAGACACUGCUGUGUGGUACACCACUUUGUGGGAUGUUCCAGGGACAGCGCCAGUAUUCAAAGUAUCCUGAAAAGAGUCACAGAGGAGUUGGAACUGAAAUGUGAAGAGUUAAAACAAAAUGAUGUGAGCAGUGGCCAUGUUGAAUCACAGAAAAAAGAGAAUAUUGAUAUACGAGAGCUGAUGAGGAAGUUGUGUGUGGUCCUGGAGAGGCUGAUAUCACUUGGUAAACAACCAGUGGUGGUCAUUGAUGGCCUGGGAAACGUGAAGAAAACCACUAAGGCUGAAAAGCCUGUGUAUUGGUUACCAACAUUCCUAAAGCAAGCUGUGUUAGUAGUGUCCACCAGACUGUCGGAUGAAGACAACAUUGCUGAACUGAAGGAACGCAGUUUCCGUGUGAUAGACUUACCUCCCCUUGCUCCUGAAAUCCAGCGGCAGAUCUGUGUGAAAACACUACGCAUGGCUGGAAAGGAACUGUCUGCAACCCAGGUAGACAAAAUUGUACAAGCUAGGCAGACGGAGAAUGCUCUGUUCAUGAAAAUUGUUCUCAACGAGCUGGUAUCGUUCGGUUACUUUCGACUUUUGGACCAGAAGAUAGAUUCCCUUGUCUCAUGUCAAAGUGUCCAAGAUUUGUUUGGAAAUAUGCUACAGAGGCUGGAGGAAGAUUACAAUGUACCGGAACACGAAGGGAACCUGGUGGAACAGGUGAUGUGCUCCCUCUACCUCAGUAGACAGGGCCUGGCGGAAAGGGAGGUAACUGGGAUUUACGGGAUCACCCGGCCUGUCUGGUUAUCCCUGUACUAUGCCAUUGAAAACUAUAUCAUCGAUCAGGCGGGACAUUUGUAUAUUGGCCUCAAUGAUCUCCGGACCGCAAUAUACAACAGAUAUCUACAAAAACCAGAGACUAAGUCAUACUACUUGAAGAAGAUCAUCGGGUACUUUGAACAAAACCGAAAAAGUUUAGGGCACUUCUCUGGAAAGGCGAAGAAGAGCUACACUGCGUCACGGGUAGCGUAUGAACUGCCCUACCUACUUAAGAGUUUGGGAGACCUGGAGGGGCUAGCUACGGCCCUACUGGACUUACAACUCGUCCUCACCCUAUUGGAUGCGGAUGGUAACCUAUACCUGGUGGACCUAUGGAAGACGACUGGUCUACAGUGGACGGAGGUGGCCAGACGAUACAUUAACGCUCUAAAUCAGACAGUGGUCAACAUUUACCUGGAAAUGGAAGAGGAUGACACCCUAGAAAACGACUCUGCAGGAGUCAGGAUCCUAGACACAGUGUUGAUACUGCAAGAAAUAUUUGAGCAAGUUGGAGAUUUCCAUGCAGCAGUGAUGAUUAUGGAACAUCACAUCAAAAUAUGUGAAGAAAAUUUAUCAACUGGAAAACUAAAAGACAUCAAGGUUAUGAUGUAUGUGAAAUAUUCUUUAGCCUGUUUGUAUGUGGAUCAUAGCCAGUUUACUGCUGGCGAGAAACUUCACAUGGAUGUCUACAAGUUUCGCAAAAGGAUUGUUGAGGAAGCUGGUGACAGUGUUGGGGAGGAGGACAGGAGGGCCCUUGGAAAAUCGUACCACGGAUUACAUGUAUUGUACCUACAUUUACAAGAUGAUGAAAAAGCUCUGGAAUACGUGGAGAAGUCAAUGGAACUAGAGGCAGAGGCAGACAAUGUUGACAAAAGUGAUCUAGCUGCCUCCUACACCAAUAUGGCCACCAUCAAAAUGAAUUUAAAACUUCUAGACGAAGCAUUGGAAUACGCCCUGAAAGCAUUGAAGUUGGAGGAAGAUAUCAGUUUUGGUCACCUGCCACCAAAGAUAGGAAACCUCUUUACCAACAUUGGCCUUAUCUACAGAAGAAAGGGUGAACUGGAUACUGCAGAAAAGUAUUACUUCAGAUCCUUACAGAUCAAGAGACAAGCGUUUGGUCAUCACCACAUCGAUAUUCCAAUAUCGUUGAUGAAUCUAGGCACUCUUGAGGGAAUACGUGGGAACCGUGAGAAAUCGCUGAAAUAUUUUCAAGAAGGUCUUGAUGUUUAUAAGGCACUGAAUGCAAUGCCAAACAAUGUGCAAUAUCUGAUGAUACAGGAAAAUUUCCUUCUCACAAAGUGGCAGUUGGGAAAACAAGAAGAGACUCUGGAGGAUUUCUUUCCUUUCUUUAACGUCGUGGAGAAGGAGGGGCGAGUCAACUUCUGUCUGGGAUGGUUCCUUACUGAUGUCGUUAAAUACCUCAUUUCCAAGGAGCGUAACUCGGAGGCCCUUCGAAUCACUCUUGCCCUCAUCAACAGCAAGCUACUCAGCGCAGUCAAUAUUGUCCAUUUAGACCACCUUGACUCCCAGAUGUUUCCUCCAGACAAACGUCCAGUGCGUCCAGCCAGUAUGUCACUAGACUACGCCCUCGAAAAAUGGCCUGAAAGUCCUGAUCUUAUUCGACAAAAAGCUGUGAAUUAUUUGAUCCCAAAUGGUGAUGCGCAUGAGUUUGUGAGACUUCUGAACAACAUACAUGACUGCACGAAUCAUGGUGCAGCGGUGUACGAUUUCGGAAUUGGGAUGCUGGACACUGAUAACAUUGAUGCUGUGAUGCUUUUGGCUAUAUCUGAGGCAGCUCUAGAGAAGUACCCCAACAGUGUUGGUUUCCUUAGAAACAUGGUUUCCUGCAGGAGAAAAGAAGGUCGGCAUGACCUUGCCCUUGAAGGGGUGAAGAAGUUGUUUGAACUUGUACCAGAUGAUGCUGAAACUGCCAUUUUGACUAUUACACAAGCAGUCUUUGCAUGUGACAUUGAUCUAGGUCGAGAAUAUGCUUACAAGACUAAGGAGCGUUUUCCUGAUAAUCAGGAGAUGUUAGAGAAGGUGGAUGACCUGUUGAGUAUGAUGGAUGAAGCAGAGAAUGAGUGGAAGGAUCAGGGUAAAACCACCGAAACAGUCAAUGAUGGAGAGUGAAACAGAAUAAAACAGAGAUUGAAACAUGUUUCAUCUAUGCAGCUAUUUCAUAUCUUGUCAAAAACGAUUGUUUGGUAGAUUUCGUCAAAAAUGGUUGCUAAAUUUGAUCAAAUGUGGUCAUUUAGUCUUUGGGAUCAAUAAUGGGCCGCGUUAGACAGAUGGUCGCUUAAGGUCUUAGAGUGUAUUGAUAAACGGAAAUAGGAAGUACCCUGGUACAUCACUAGUUGAAAAUCCAAUGUAGGGAGACAG